Limulus polyphemus (Atlantic horseshoe crab) is the source of this 1609-nucleotide messenger RNA. Its product is annotated as homeobox protein prophet of Pit-1-like. The transcript has 3 exons. Lineage: Eukaryota; Metazoa; Arthropoda; Merostomata; Xiphosura; Limulidae. The record is from RefSeq and is a predicted model, not a curated record. The coding region runs from base 1 to 849 and encodes 282 amino acids. Gene Ontology annotation, molecular function: RNA polymerase II transcription regulatory region sequence-specific DNA binding; DNA-binding transcription factor activity, RNA polymerase II-specific. Gene Ontology annotation, biological process: regulation of transcription by RNA polymerase II.
AUGACAAGUCCUAAGGUAUCCUAUCGGCGGGUGGCCCAACAAAAAGAAGCACCGGUACCUGAUGUAUCUCAACCUGCAGAAUUCAAGUCUUUUCAAGAAUCAUACAGAUCCUGGGAAGGUUCAACCAUGUCACAGGAAGAGAAACAGGCAUCGUUAGUCAGGAGUAGAUCCAGCCACCUCCAAGUCCAAGAAGGAGCCUUCAAGAAGCUUAAAGUAGAGACGACUUGCAGUUCGACGCUGGGAUCUGCAGGGCUGUCUACAAUCGUGGGAACGGGAGGAAGCGGCACCCCGGCGGCCACUGCCGUUAACUGUCCGCCUACUCCUGCUCGUCGCCGCCAUCGCACCACCUUCACGCAGGAGCAACUGCAAGAGCUUGAGGCCGCCUUCGCCAAGAGCCACUACCCUGACAUCUACUGCCGGGAGGAGCUUGCCCGGAUCACCAAGCUCAACGAGGCCCGGAUACAGGUGUGGUUCCAGAACCGACGUGCCAAGUACCGUAAACAGGAGAAACAACUGCAAAAAGCUCUUGCCUCUCCUUCCAUUCUUCCAUCUUGUAAUGGAGCCAUGAUGAGAAACAUCUACUCCUCAGCAUCUCCUACUCCUCGGCCGUAUCAGUAUACCCACCACAGUCCGAUCAACUCGGUAGGAGCAGCGCGUUACCAGCCCAUGACUGCAGCAUCUUACCCACCAAUGGCAACCCAACCAUUCUCCAUGUCUCACGCGGCUGCACACAACAUGGCCGUUAUGCGUCAAGAACACGAGGAAGACUGGUAUAAUAAAGGAUUUCUUCGAAUGAACUCAGCCCCACACCCCAAUCUUCCAGCACCCAUGCUUCAGUAUCAAACGUAAGCAGUAAGUCGCUUAGGACCAGAUUUGAGAAGAAAAAAAAGACGAAGGAAAAAAACACACACACACACACACAACCAAAACUUGAACCUUCGUAACAGAGUGUCAUUCAUAAAUCACGGAGUGUUCCAAGAAGCACAUCCGAACUUAUGAAUUUUUUAGUUUAGCCAUUUCUACGUGGACUUCAACUUAUUUUAAAGGUUUCGAUUAGUUUCCGAAGGUGCUGUGUUUACCUUAAAGUUAAGGCAGCACGGGACUUUCAAGGAUGCGCCGUUCAUAUACAUGUCUAUGGCUACUCCUGAGCCCGUGAUGCCUCGUGACAUAGCUGUAGCACGGAAGCUUUAUGUUACUGUGUUAAUAUGUUUAGUUAAAAGAAUCAAUAGCAUAUUUUACUGCAAAUUAUUUCAACUUUAAAGAAUUUUCUUUGUAGUUGUUUAGCAUGCUAUUUGAAGGCAGGACAAAUAGUGAGGGUUAAACCUCCUCUCUUCUAUGUUUAUUGCACUUUUUUUUUUUGAGAAAAAAAAAUUCAAACGUAACUUGCAGUAGCUUUACCCUCCAAACAACCCAUGUUCUCACUCUAGAGAUAUAAACAGAAAGUUAUUUAUAAUAAAUCCUCAUGUCUAGAUCGUUCUAAACCCACGACUAAUUAUAACUUAAUGAAGUGUAAAUACGAAUGUUUGUUUUGGAAGAAACUAUGUUGUUAUGGCUGUGUAUAUAGUAUCAUAACUAGUGUGAUCUCGUCUAUGGGUAGUUAUGUGUGCAA